Molecule: messenger RNA, 513 nt
Organism: Rhipicephalus microplus (southern cattle tick)
Lineage: Eukaryota; Metazoa; Arthropoda; Arachnida; Ixodida; Ixodidae
Product: facilitated trehalose transporter Tret1-like
Biological process (GO): transmembrane transport
Cellular component (GO): membrane
Molecular function (GO): transmembrane transporter activity
Source: RefSeq, a predicted model, not a curated record
AUGGGUGCUGGCGGUUACCUUAUGUCAAGCACUUUACGACCCACCAUCAUGCAGGCUGACGGUCUCGAGUGCCUGUUCCAACUUCGAGGUGCCCGAGCAGAAGAGGAAUGCAUGGCCAUCGAGAUGGUUUACGUGACAGCACCCACCCCACCGGCUCACGUAUUGCUGGCAGCGCAAGUCAACUUCCUUCAGCAAUUCUCGGGAAUCAACAUGGUCAUUUUCUACACGUUCGGCGCGUUCGCAGAGGCCGGUUUGCGCAUAAAGGAAGCGGACAUCUCUAUCCUCAUUGCCACGCUGCAGGUAUCUGCCACCAUGGUCGCUGUGGCGGUAAUGGACAUGGUGACACGGAGGCGCCUGCUGCUCGUGUCGUCGCACGUGUGUGUCUUCUCAUUGAUAGCGAUGGGCGCUGUGUCACACGUGAGCAAGGAGAGCGACGACCGCGAACCCGACAUACUGGAUCGGAUUCCCGUCCUGCUCAUCGCCUUCUACAUUGUAGGUAGGUACGAAAGCUGA